This is a messenger RNA of Soboliphyme baturini, 354 nucleotides long. Lineage: Eukaryota; Metazoa; Nematoda; Enoplea; Dioctophymatida; Soboliphymatidae. The record is from the annotation of a GenBank genome assembly.
AUGGUUCGCGGCCUGGUCGUGAACCUGGUCAAGGCGACCGAGAAGCCACUGACCUUAACAGAGAAACAGUACCUGCUGGCCAGCGAACGCGGAGACGUGUCGUCGUUGAAGAUGUUUCUUACCGCCGAACACGACGACGGUGCGUUUAACAAGAAUUGCAAGGACCCCCUUGGCAGGACCAGUCUUCGGAUCGCUGUCGACAACGAAAACAUAGAGAUGAUCGAGUUGUUGUUGGAAAACGGCGUCGAAACUGGAGACUGUCUGCUGCACGCAAUAAACGAAGAGAAUGUCGAAGCGGUGGAAACCAUUCUGAACCACCUCGAGCAACAGGACGAAUUCACGAUCGAGGUAUGA